AUGGAGAGCGAAUGUGAGGAGGGCUGUGGUUCCACGUCGUUCCGCAUCGGCGACGAUGGUUACACCUACUGUACAGAGGGGCAUCGUCAAUGGCAGCGAGGAACACAAGUAGUCGAAGACACUGAAGGUGUGCCAUUGUUCGGCAAAAAGGCACGAAGAGAACGAGACAUCGAAGAGAGUGUCGAGACUGCUUUGACUGGCAAAAGAGCCUUCGAGCACUAUCUGUUGUGUUUUCAACUAGUAUUAUGGAAACAGGUAUACUGGCUGGUCAACACAAAACAUCUUCCCAAAGAGCUCGAAACAUUGGUCCGCGACAUCUGGGCUCUACGCUUGCAGAGCCUGCAAUCUCGUGUCAGCUACGAGUCAGAAAGCGAGGCCGAGCAGAGCUCACAACUAUACAGUUCUCAGUCGGAGGCGGAGAGAACUGAUGAUACAUCACAGAAGCGCCGGGCGAGAAAGAGUAAGAAUGACGCUGUUCCUAAGCUCGUCGAUGCCUUGAGCAUGUGUUACAUCGGAUGCCUGCUGCUCAGACUGCCAGUGACAGUCAGCGACAUCUACACAUGGGCGGCCAGUGGUGACUUGAUCUACUACAGAGCUGUCAGGGUUCUCUCGGAGUCGAUGAAAUCGCGCCUUCCAUUCAACUACAACAAAAUCAUGGAUCCGCAAGACAUCCUCAAUCCAGGAGCAGUACAGCAGGCGGUCCUUGACAACAUCACAGCCUUUGACCGCGCUUUCGGCAUGGUCACUCCACCUAUCAACCAUAUUCUCAUCCUCUACCGAUGGAUCCGGAAUCUUGCGCUCCCUCUCGAGGUAUACUCAGCGACUCUCCGUCUAGCCAAAUUGCUCGACAUUACAUUCGUCUACGAUGUACAGGUCAAACGAUCCUCGAGGUACAGAAUUGUUCAAUAUGCUGAAGCUCGACUUAUGGGUGUCCUCGUCGUCGCGACUAAGUUGUUGUUCCCUCUGGACAAUGUCAAACGGUACCCCAAGAACCCCACUGAGCUUUCUGCUCUGAGUAUGGACUGGUCGACUUGGAGCAAAGCACGGGUAGAAUACAAUGAGACGAUCAAAUCUGCCACACCACUAGGCUAUCAAGAGGCCAUGCAAGUCCAAGAGAAAGACGUACUCGACAUGUCCGAAGACAAGCUUGAUGAGUAUAUGGACUGGUAUGGUUCCGUCUUUGCAGAAGAAAAUGUACGUGAGAAAGGAAGAGUAGGUAAAGAGGCCGAAUUCCGCAGAGCUCUGCUCCGCUUCUUUCCUGUUGAGCGCAUAAUCCAAGAGUCACCCGAUGCCAUGGAUCUGGAUAAGGAAGCAGAGACGGUACCCGAAGACGAGCGACUGAAGAAAGUACAAAGCAGUCUGAGACCUGCGCGUGUCAAGGCAGACGUUGCAUCGACUGAGAACAAGGUCAAUCGUCCUGGCAACAGCUACAAGCGAUACAGAAAUGCGGGAGAGCUUGAAGGGUACGCAAGAGAGUUUUACGAGGAGGCUGCAUGCCUGGCUGGAUUACCCUUGAGCUCACUGGUCAAAUGUGUGUUCAUUCUAGAGAGAAGAUUGGAGAUAUGGGAGAGUGGCGAGAGGAAGAAGUAG
Messenger RNA from Aureobasidium pullulans EXF-150, 1590 nucleotides. RefSeq lists its product as uncharacterized. Gene Ontology annotation, cellular component: RNA polymerase I core factor complex; RNA polymerase transcription factor SL1 complex. Bases 1 to 1590 code for a protein of 529 amino acids. The transcript has 4 exons. The record is from RefSeq and is a predicted model, not a curated record. Lineage: Eukaryota; Fungi; Ascomycota; Dothideomycetes; Dothideales; Saccotheciaceae. Gene Ontology annotation, biological process: nucleolar large rRNA transcription by RNA polymerase I; RNA polymerase I preinitiation complex assembly. Gene Ontology annotation, molecular function: RNA polymerase I core promoter sequence-specific DNA binding.